This is a messenger RNA of Oryza sativa Japonica Group (Japanese rice), 2534 nucleotides long. Lineage: Eukaryota; Viridiplantae; Streptophyta; Magnoliopsida; Poales; Poaceae. The record is from RefSeq and is a predicted model, not a curated record.
GAAAGUGGAUGAUAAAGUUGUGCAAACUUUGAUUGUUCCUCAAGUUGGAAUGUCUUUCGAAUCAAAGGAUAAAGCAUAUGAGAUGUACAACACCUAUGCCGGGAAGGUUGGAUUCAGUAUUAGAAAGAGUAAUGUAAAGCGCCGAUCUAAUGGAACUAUAUAUCAAAAGCAUAUGGUUUGCAAUAAGCAGGGACAGCAAGAAACUAGCUCAUCACUGGACACUACCAGGACAUGUUGCAAGGCUCGUGUUCAGUUUAGUGUUUGUCGAAAGGAAAUUUGGAUGGUGCAAAAAGUUGUACUUGAACACAACCAUGAUCUUGUCAGUCCAAAUAAGUCGCACAAGCUGAGGUCCCAACGACGUGUUAUAGAAGCGGAUAGGCAACUAAUUGGCCAGAUAAGGGAAGCCGGAAUGAAGCCAGCCCAAGUGUAUGGCUUUAUGAAGGAGUGGUAUGGUGGAGCUGACAAAGUGCCAUUCUCAAAGAUGGAUUGCAAUAAUGAGAUUGGUCGUGAACGCAAGAAGUACUUAGAAUCCAAUGACACACAAACACUACUGGAAUACUUGAGGAAUAAGCAGUUAGAGGAUCCUACAUUUUUUUAUGCCAUUCAAGUAGACAAAGAAGAUGGCCGAAUAGCUAAUUUCUUUUGGGCAGAUGGUCAAUCUAUCAUGGAUUAUGCAUGCUUUGGUGAUUUUGUAUCAUUUGACACCACAUUUGACACCAAUAAGUGUGAAAUGCCUUUUGCUCCACUCCUUGGAACCAACCAUCACAAGCAAACAAUAAUUUUUGGGGCUGCAUUGUUAUUUAACCAAACUAUUGAAUCAUUUGUUUGGCUCUUUGAAACCUUUCUAACAGCUAUGUCAGGCAAGCAUCCAAGCACAAUUUUCACUGAUCAAGAUGCAGCCAUGGCAGCAGCAAUUGCUUUUGUAUUUCGAAAUACAAGCCAUCGUCUUUGUUUGUGGCACAUUUAUCUUAAUGGUGGUAAAAAUCUCAGCCAUGUAAUUCAUAAGCAUCCUAACAAGUUUCUAGCUGAUUUUAAGAGAUGUGUCUAUGAAGACAGAUCAGAGUAUUACUUCAACAAGAUGUGGCAUGAAUUGUUGAGUGAAUACAAUCUUGAGGAUAACAAAUGGAUAUCAAACCUAUAUAAGUUAAGGGAGAAGUGGGCUAUUGUCUUCCGUAACUCUUUUACAGCUGACAUAACCUCGACUCAAAGGAGCGAAGGUAUGAAUAAUGUCUACAAGAAAAGAUUUCGUAGGAAACUCGGUCUUUCGGAACUCCUUGUAGAAUGUGAUAAGGUUUCAGCUACUCUCCGUGAAAAUGAAUUGGAUGCAGAUUUUAAGUCCCGACACUCGAACCCGGUUACUUACAUUCCAAAUUUACCUAUGUUAAAGAUUGCAGCUGAAUCAUAUACUAGGAGCAUGUAUUCAGAGUUGGAGGAUGAGUUUAAACAACAAUUUACAUUAUCAUGUAAAUUGUUAAAAACUGAGGGAGCAACCUUGACAUUUGUGGUUAUGCCUAUGGAAUAUGAUCACGAAGCGACUGUUGUAUUCAACCCUACAGAGAUGACCAUCACAUGUUCUUGCAGAAAGUAUGAAUGCAUUGGUACGUAUACAUAAUUUAAAUUACAAUAUGAUUUCGAGUACAAAUUUUUGAAAAAUUGCACAUGUAUGUUAUAGGCUUAUUGUGCAAGCAUGCCCUCAGAGUCUUCAAUAUGAAUAAAGUUUUCACUUUACCAUCUCAUUAUAUACUCAAUAGAUGGACAAAAUAUGCAAAGAGUGGAUUUUACAUUCAGAAACAAGGAAGUGAGAAGGAAACUUUGAAAGCACAUGCUGCACGUAUCUCUCGACAUGCGACAUCCGUUGAGUUGAAGUGUUCAGUGUCGAAAGAACUUCUUGAUGAUUUGGAGCAAGCCAUAAAUAAGUUGGACUUGGAAGCAGACAAUUCUUUAAGCAAGAUGCAAGAAAAAUCCUGUGAGGUUCCUCUAAAUUCAAAUGGUUGUGUCAAGGACACAUUAAAUGGUACUAUAUCGUUUUUAGUUCCUCGGGUGGUGAAAGGCCCAAAAAGUCGACGAUCAAAAGAUGUAGUUGAAAAGAAGAAAUGGCAGAAGAAAUGUGUUGAUCCUACCCAUUGUAGCAUGUUAUUUCCUGUUCUCUUAAUCUUGUUUGUUUUCAUCCUCUUAUAUGCUACAUCCAUGUGACCUAUAGUUGAAGAUCCAAAUAAUGCGUCAGAAAAUAGAGAUGAAGAUGCUGGUGAUGUGUAUGGGCAAUCUUCAACCAUGGAUGCAAAUGAUAUGUAUGGGCAAUCUUCAACCAUGGUUGCAAAUGAUGUAUAUGGUGAAUCUUCGACCAUGCCUACUCCUUUGAUCCAAGGCGGAUAUACAAAUCUUUUAUUUGAAGUCCAACAAGAUUGCACAUUUUCCUCGUCUGCUAGAAAGUUACAUUUUCCAAUGAAUAGUAGGCCUUUUCAGAAUGGAUUUGGGUGUGUGCAUUAAUCUGUACUCAUUUACUUCUUUUACUGUGUUGAACUCGAUUUUAUUUC